Schistosoma mattheei is the source of this 2369-nucleotide messenger RNA. The record is from the annotation of a GenBank genome assembly. Lineage: Eukaryota; Metazoa; Platyhelminthes; Trematoda; Strigeidida; Schistosomatidae.
UAAAUCUCGGUUUCAACUCAUCGUCUUGACAUGUGUCAAGAUAACUCAAAGUAACUCAAAACGUCAGGUUAUAUAUAUUGCUCGGUGUUUUUAGUUUAGUGUCUCUAUGUGACUAACUUGGAACAAUAAUAAAACUUCUGCGUCACAUGCGUUGAGAAAAAGGCCCUAUGGCCAUUAAUUCACUCACGGAUUAUCAUCAUUCGGCUGGAAUUUUCUUGUCGAAAUAUAUAUAUUCAUAUACCUUUUGACACCAUCGAUUUAUUAAAAUGGUGAUUUGUGAAUCUUUCAAUAUUUACUUAUCAUUCAUUUCUAUAUUCUGGUCAUUAUUAUUUUCGCCACAUAUCUAUGGUUAUUUAAUUGGAGCCGGAAUAUAUGACAUAACUGGCCCAAUAACCGACAUCAAUAUGAUGGGCUAUGGUAAUAUGAAACAAAAUGAUAAUGGACUUCAUUUAAGAUUAUUUAGUCGUGCAUUUAUUAUUCAAGAGAAUUCUAGUUCACAACCAAUUGUCAUUGUUAUAAUAGAUGCUGGUAUGGUAUCACAAGCCGUUAAAAUUAAAGUCAUCGAUAAUUUGAAAAGUCGAUACGAUAAUGGGUUAUUCACACAUCAAAAUGUUUUAAUUAGUGCAACACAUACUCAUUCCGGUCCUGCUGGUUAUUUGCAAUAUGUUCUAUAUUCAUUUACGUCUCUUGGAUACGUUCCUGAAACAUUUCAACCAUUAGUUGAAGGAAUUGUUAAGAGUAUUGAUUCAGCUUAUUCUAAUAUGAAAGAAGGAAAAAUAUUAAAAGCUGAAGGAGAUUUACAUAAUGCUAGUAUCAACCGUAGUCCAGCGGCUUAUUUAAAGAAUCCAGUAGAAGAACAAGCUCAGUAUGAUGAAAAUAUAGAUAAAAAUAUGAUUUUAUUAAAAUUUGUUACAAUGAAUAAUACACCAAUCGGAAUGAUCAAUUGGUUUGCUGUACAUCCAGUCAGUAUGAAUUCUACGAAUACUUUAGUUAGCAGUGAUAAUAAAGGAUUAGCAUCAAUUUUAUUUGAACAAAAAAUGAAUCAUAAUCAAAUGUUAGGAAAAGGUCCAUUUGUUGCUGCGUUCGCUCAAGCUAAUGAAGGUGAUGUUUCACCAAAUACUGCUGGUCCACGUUGUAUUGACACUGGUUUACCAUGUGAUUUUGUGCAUAGUAGUUGUGGUGGUCGUGCACAAAAUUGUAUUGCAUACGGUCCUGGUUCAGAUAUGUUUGAAAGUACAAAACUAAUUGCAUACAAGCAAUUUGAAAAAGCAUGGUUAUUGUUUAAUAAUGCUACUACUGAGAUAAAUGGACCUGUUAACUUUAUUCAUCAAUUUAUUGACAUGACAAAUAUAAGUUUAAAUUAUAAAAAUUAUUCAGGUCAUACAUGUGAACCAGCCAUGGGUUUUAGUUUUGCUGCUGGUAUUACACAUGGUAGUUUAUUUUGGCGGAUUAUUCGAAAUUUUAUUAAAACACCAAGUGAAAAAUUGAUUAAGUGUCAAGCUCCAAAACCCAUUCUUCUUGCUACCGGUGAAAUGAAUACUCCUUAUCCUUGGCAACCGUCUAUUGUUGAAACUCAAAUUGUAUCGAUUGGAUCUCUUUUAAUUGUUGCCUUACCUGGUGAAUUUACCACAAUGUCUGGAAGACGUAUUCGUGAAGCAGUGAUUGAAGCUGCUAAUAAUGCUUCUAAACAGAAUGAUCCAAGUUCAACUACACAAUAUGAAGUAAUUCUUUCUGGUCUGUCAAAUGUUUACUCAAGUUAUAUUGCAACUCCUGAAGAAUAUCAACUUCAACGAUAUGAAGGUGCAUCUACUAUUUACGGUCCACUUACACUUCCUGCUUAUGUUAAUCAAUUCAGCUUUUUAGCAGAAGCAUUAGUUAAACGACAAAAAGUUUCUCCCGGAACAGUAGCUCCAUAUUUUUUCAAUGAACAAUUCAGUUUUGUGCCGAAAAUUUUAUUUGAUACAGCACCAUUAGGAAAACCAUUUGGUGCUGUAAUUAAACAACCAAAUUCAACUUACUAUAAUAAAAAUGAUAUUGUUGAAGUACAUUUUGUCACUGCUUCACCACGUAAUAAUGUGCUUUUAAAUGGAACAUAUCUUUCUAUUGAAUUAUAUAACAAAACAUUAAAUAAAUGGAAUAUUCUGUAUACAGAUGCUAAUUGGGAAACAAAAUUUAUUUGGAAUCGAGACGGAUUUUUAUCAUGGUUACUUGGUCGAAGUUAUGCUAUUAUAGAAUGGACAAUUAGUUCAAUUGAUGGUAUAUGUAUUCCUGGUAUUUAUAGAAUAAAACAUUAUGGUACAUCUAAAAAUAUAUUUGGUGAGAAAAAACAGUUUUCUGGUAUAACAAAUAAUUUCACAGUAUUAUGUUAA